AUGAAAUAUAUCUUACCAAUCGCAUUAGCUUUGGCCUCAAUUGCUAGAGCCGAUGACUGUUCAACCACACAGUACAUCCAUGCUCACAAAAGAGCAGUAGCUACUGCUUUCGAGACCGUCACUGUCUUUGUUGAUGCCGGUGGCUCUCAAGUAGCCUACACUGAGUCUAUCCCAAGCACUUCUAUCACAACUGUUGCUCCUAGCGAUACUCAAUCAUCUAAGUCAUCUUCCAGCACAUCUUCCAGCGCAUCUCCCAGUUCAUCAUCAUUAACUUCAACAAGCUCACCAGCAAGCUCGUCAGCAAGUUCGUCAGCAUCCUCGUCAGCAUCCUCUUCAGCAAGCUCAUCAUCAUCUUCUGAAUUCACUGAAUCCACAGCCGAACCUCCUACUGGUGAUUUGGAAGCCUUUUCUGAUCCAACAGUCAAAUUCGAAGAUGGUACCAUUGACUGUGACGCAUUCCCUUCAGGUCAAGGUGUUAUUCCAUUGGAUCAUUUGGGUUUUGGUGGUUAUUCUGGUAUUGAAUACAUCCACUCCUCCGAUAACAUUGAAACCGGUGGCAUCUGUCGUAAUGGGGCAUACUGUUCCUAUGCUUGUCAAUCGGGGAUGUCAAAGACUCAAUGGCCAUCCGAUCAACCUUCAUCCGGUGUUUCUAUUGGGGGAUUGCUUUGUAAAAACGGUAAGCUUUAUCGUUCCAACACCGACACCGAUUACUUGUGUGAAUGGGGUAAAGAUAUGGCUUAUGUUAAUAAUCAAGUCUCUGAACAAGUUGCGGUGUGUCGUACCGAUUAUCCUGGUACUGAAAAUAUGGUGAUCCCAACUGUCGUUGAUGCUGGUGAUAAGUUACCACUUGCGGUUCCAGAUCAAGACACUUACUAUAAAUGGGAAGGAAAUCCAACCUCUGCUCAAUAUUAUGUGAACAACGCUGGGGUUGCCUGGCAAACCGGUUGUUCAUGGGGCUCUUCAGGAUCUGGGUAUGGUAAUUGGGCUCCAUUGAACUUCGGGGCCAGUUAUGCUGACGGGGUCGCAUACUUGUCCUUGAUUCCAAAUCCAAACAACUACGAUGCUUUGAACUACAACGUCGAGAUUGUUGCUUAUGAUGGUUCUGCCACCGUUUCCGGUUCUUGUGUUUACGAAGAUGGUAAAUAUAACGGUGAUGGAUCGGAUGGUUGCACAGUGGGUCUCACCAAAGGUAAAGCCCAAUUCCGUCUCUACAACUCCAGUUAG
Messenger RNA from Saccharomycopsis crataegensis, 1224 nucleotides. Its product is annotated as SUN domain-containing protein. Gene Ontology annotation, cellular component: cell surface; fungal-type cell wall. Gene Ontology annotation, biological process: fungal-type cell wall organization. NCBI's taxonomy places the organism in Eukaryota, Fungi, Ascomycota, Saccharomycetes, Ascoideales, Saccharomycopsidaceae. The coding region runs from base 1 to 1224 and encodes 407 amino acids. The transcript has a single exon. The record is from RefSeq and is a predicted model, not a curated record.